Molecule: messenger RNA, 10429 nt
Organism: Condylostylus longicornis
Lineage: Eukaryota; Metazoa; Arthropoda; Insecta; Diptera; Dolichopodidae
Gene: DIP2
Product: disco-interacting protein 2
Exons: 20
Coding region: 384-10145 (3253 amino acids)
Source: RefSeq, a predicted model, not a curated record
GUGAAAAAAAUUUUAUUAGUGUCAAACUUAAAUUGAAGAAUUUUUGAGUGUCAAACAUAAAAUUUUAAGUACAGUUUAAAACUUUCCUAGAUAAAUUAAAAAUUUUCACGCUAUUGGAAUAAAAAAAGGAUAAUUUUUACAACGAUUACAAAAUGCGCAUUACAUAAUUUCCAGAAAAAAAUAUUAAAAUGAAAACUUAACAAGUUUAUAUUACAAAUUAAGCAAAAUUAGUAGUAUAGUGUAUAAAAUUUAAAUUAUGUAAAAACUGAACAACAUGCAAAAUGGGAAGAGUAUUAACAAAUAUUGAACGACAUCAAGCCCAAUAAACAAACUGAAUCACAAUUUAAACGAUUGGUUUAGGCCAAUGGUUUCACAAUUAGAAAAUGAAACCAAUUACUUUCGAAUCGAUAAGAAAUUUUUGGCGUAAUAAGAAAAAAGGUAAAGAUAAAGAUGGAGUUGGUAUUAUGGAUGCUAGUUUUAAACGUAGCGAUUCAUUUAAACGAAUCAGUAUACGAAAAAGUUACUUAGAUCGUGGAAGAAAACGUGCUGCAUUAAGAGCAAGAGCAAUUAAUUCAAAUUGUAAUUUAAAUAAUGGUGAUAACAAUUCUAACAUUAAUGAAAAUGUUUUAAUACAUUCUGAUAGUACAAAUAAUGCAAUUAGUAAAAAUUUAAAAACAAUUAUUCACACAUCAUCUUCCACAUCAAAUGCUUACAACAUUUGUGCAAUAGAACCAAUUAUAUAUGAAGAAAGCAAUGGAAAACUAUCGACAAAAAUAGAUCGAUCAUGUGAAAAUUUAACUGUGAUUCAUAAUACAUCAUCAUCAUCAACGAAAUCUACGAAUAAUUCAAAUUUAAUCAAACAAAUCGAAGUGAAAAAUGGAAUUUUUAUUGGUUUAAAUGGCUCCAUAGAAACCCAAUCUCAAAGUAAAUAUUCAUCGUCAACAAAAACUACAGAAAUUUCUGAUAAUAAUGAUUUUGGUAAUUCAUCAUGGAACAAAUCAUUGAAUCAUUCAUGGAAUUCAUAUGAAAAACUUGAUAAAAAAUUUUCCAAUUCAGAUUUAAAACCGAAUUUAAAUAAAAAUUCAUCCGAUAAGGAAACUGAAAUACAAAUCAUAUCAGUAGAUUUCCAAAAUAAUUCCUCAAAUAGUAGUGAAUCAAUUUAUAAUGAUAUAGUAAGUAAUAAUGAAGAUGAUUGUAGUGAUAAUGGUCAAAUAAAUAAUUGUAAACAUAAUAAUAUUUCUAAUAUAAAUAUAGUUAGUUUCGGUACAUUUACAAAUGAAUCAAAUAAAACUGACGAUAAUCGAAGUACAAUAUCAUUAACAAAUUAUUCUGAACCAAGUCAGUAUGAAAAAUCAAAUGCAGUACGGUUAGAAUACAAUUCAAUAACAUCAUCGAAUUCUAAUUUAAAUGAUAAAAAUUUAAUAACAUUUAAAACAUUUACUCCAGCAAAAAAUUUUCUCGAAACAAAUUUCGAUUGUAUUGUAGAUCCUAUACAUCAAAGUUGUGCAUCUAUAAAUAGUAUUAAUUCAAAAACAUCAUUAAAUAUAUCAAAAACAAAUUUAGUAUAUCAUACGAAACCUUUGAGUAAGUCGCAAUCAAAAUCCAUACAAUCAAUAAAUUCUAGUCAUAGCAUCGGUAGUAGCAAUCAAGAAAGGCAACAACAAUCAACAAAUGAGAAAGAGAAAGUUGUUAUACACAUAGCAGCUCAGGAUAAAAAUGAUAAUGAAAUCACGGACUCAGAUGACACUUAUGCUCAAGUAGUCGAUGCAUUUUCAUCUUCGAGUAGUCGAAAUUUCAAAAAUAACUCACUCCAUUCUCCGACGACGCCAACGGAAAAGUGUAAAGAAUCAGAAAAAGUUUUGCAGCCAGCAAUUCCAACAAAACAGCCGCCAGUUAAACCAGCUAGAAAACAACUUCCUGUUCAAAAAAUACCAUCAAGAAAUUCAUCAUUUUCUGAUAUUCAUUUUAGUACAGCAAAUGAAAUUACUCCAGUUAGUAAAGAGUUAAAUUUAAUUGAACCGGUAUCACCAACAGAGAAACAUUAUGAAUCAUUUUUAUUUGAACAAGAACAGCCAGAUUUAGAUUUAUAUGACGAUUCAAAUAUAAUGUCACCAAAUAAUUCAAUACCUUACCAAUUGCGAGUAAAAACGAAUCCAUUUACGCAUCAAAAAGAGUUGUAUUCAGUCAAUUUAGGAAGGGUAUGGAAGCAAUUAAAUUUAGGGCAAGAUGAGGAUUUAUCGAUUGAUAUAAGUUCCAGUAAUCAAAAAAAGAAAAACGAAUCAUUUAAAUCAAUGUCCUCACGUGAUUCUGGUUUCAGUUUAACAUUAACAAAACCAAAAGGUAUAUUUAGAAGACGAUCAAAAAAUUGCAAUCAAAACUUAAAAGGAACAAUUAAUGGAGGCCGAGAUAUUAGACGUGGCCAAAUUAUUCAAAGAAAUUCUUCGAAACGACGGAAAUUAAAGCGAUAUGACAUUAAUGGUCGUCCAAUUUAUACAAAUAAUGAUCAUUUUUUAAGGGAAUUCGAAGAAUUUUGUGCAGUACGUCGUCAAAGAUUAAAAGCCUAUACUAAACAAAGUUUAGAUGAAAUUGAUCCAUAUUGUAACAAUGACACAUUUAACAGAGAAAUAAGCGAUCUAGAGGCAUUUUUUGAGGAACAUUUAAAAAGACUGAAAACAUAUUAUUUAGAGCGUAAAAAAAUUAAUGAAGAAACUUUAAAUCAAUUCUAUAAUGAUUUUAUUACAUCAAAUGAGAUACAUAAAAAAUUUAAUGCAUCAAGUCAUAAAGUCGAGUCCACUCAAUCUAAUAAAAAUAUAACUGGAGGUGAAGAUACACAAAACGAUUACACAUUUCCGUAUCCAGAUAAAAGAAAUCGAAUUAAAACCUCACUUAAUAAUCUAAUUAGCAAUUCUAAUAAUAAUAAAAAUAAAAAGCAAAAAUGUCUUUUUCAAGAAGUUCGAACAUUCGCAAAUGAUGACUUAAAAUAUGCUUCAUUAAUUUUUGAAGAUCAAGUUAAUAACAAUUCCAGAAAAAAAUCAAAUCACAAGCAUUAUUAUGAAAAUGAUUCUUUUCAUUGUCCUCGUCCAAGAUUGUUACAAAAAUCCAAACACGAAAAGAUUCCAUAUGCUGAUAUUGAUUUCGAAAGGAAAUGUAUUUCAAAUUUCCCAAUUACUACUACAAAAGACCUAUUCGAUUACCCAAAACAUUGGAAAAUGACAGAGACUCGUCAUCAUAAAAAAUUACAACGGAAUCGUCGCAAUCGUAGUGGACGUACUCGACAACGUUAUAGAAAAAAUCAACAAUUUUCAAAUUGGCCUUUAGAUUCUUACAAAUCAGCAAAAGAAAUAUCGUUAGCCCAUUGCUUUCCAUCGAUAAAUGAUCCACCAAAUCGAUCAGUUUGCGAUAAGAAAAAAUUAAAUCGAAAUAAUUCAAUUUGUUCACCAAUUCCAAUAAAUUCGGAUGGAACAUGUUGUAAUUGUUGUAAAUUAGUUAAAAAUGGUAUUAGUAUGAGUGAUUCAAAUGAUUCAAAUUCAAACCGCUGUUCAUUAGCUAGUGAUACUGAUAACGAUAAUGAUGAUGAAUUUAGUGAAAAUGAAUUUUUAUCAAAUUGUGAUGUUUGUUGGGAUUGUGACAAUCAAUUAGGUGAAUGUAUUUGUGAUCCACCUAAACAAAAAAAACAAAACCCUAAAAAAAUAUCUAAACGAAAUAAUAAUAAAUCGGGUCGAAUUGCAUCGGAAUAUUGUAAAUGCCCGCGCGUAUAUAAAAUUUCAACAGAAAGUGACGAUAAUACGGAUGAUAAUAUUAAAGAUAUAAGAUAUAAUAAAGUGUAUUUAAAUAUUGAUAAAAAUAAAGAAUAUAUAAAUGGUGAUGGUUCUGGUAUUAUUGCCAGUAAGAAGAAAAUUAGACGUAAAAAAUCAAAAAGGAAAAUCGGUAAAAAUCAUUCGACGCUGCGAAGGAAAUACACCAAUUCUACUAUCUGUGAUAUAACACAGAAAGGAUAUGAAAAGAAACGGACAAGACUGCUUCAACCAUAUGUAAAUAAAAAUUCACAAGGUGGUGGUGGUGGUAAUAAUGGUAGCAAAGAUAACAGCAAUAUGCCACCAUAUUAUAAUUUAAAAGAUCAUCAAGGUGUUGGUGGGGGUGGCGGUGGAAAUGGUGGUAAUACAAAUAAUCAGCCACCACCACCACCCCCAAUACAAUCAGAGGGUUAUAGUUAUGUUUAUGAAACUGAAUUGCCAUCGUUACCUUCAUCACAACAUCGUCAUUCACAUCAUAAAUCAUCAUCUUCACAUCAUGGUAGUGGAAGUGGAGGCGGAGGCGGCGGUCAUGGUCAAAAUCGUGCUAGACGAACACAACGACGAAUAACACACAACGAAAAACGAUAUCAUUCAGUCGGAGUUGAAUCAGAACGAAAUAGUGAAAAUGUAGAAUUAUUUAGUCAGUUAGCAGCAAUAAAUGCUGAAAUAGCUUCUAUUUCAUCAAAUUUUAAAGGCUGUAAACCAUAUAAAUCGUCUGCGUUUCCAGAACCAAUACAAAAUAUAUCAAAUAAAACACAAUCACCAUUGAUGUCACCAAGAUUUCAUCAUUCCAAUCAAAUAGAAAAGCAUCAUCAGCAGCAACAAUCACAAUUUCGACCAAAUUCCAAUAAUUUAAAACAAUCUAGCCCAGUAAAAGUGCCAUUACAACAACAACAACAACAUCGAAGUUAUAUUAAUCAACCUGUUAUAUCUCCAUCAUCAUCUUCAUCUAUAUCACAGCAACAGCAACAACAGCAUCAUCAUCAUCAUCAGCAGCAACAAUUACAUCAUUAUCAUAAUGUACAACAAAAUAUUAAUGUUGAACAAAUACCAUCAAGUACAAAUUUAUUAGCACCAAGUGCUAUAUUGGCUGCUGUUAAAUCAAUGGCUAGUAAUAAUAUUACACAAAAUAAUAAAGAUGCAGCUGGUAUUGCUGUUGGUGGUAUAAGUGGUAAUAAUAUUGGUAAAUCAUUUAAUCAAAAUAAUACAUCAAAUCCUGGUAUUAUUGAACAUGGUGGUAUUAAUUCACAUAUAAGUGGUGGUAAUGGUGGUAACAGCGAUAUAUUAUCAAAUAGUAGUUAUUUAAAAUCAAAUGCUAAUAAUAUUUCUAAGGGCAGCAAUAGCCAUAACAAUAGUAGUAAUAAUAACAAUAAUAAUAGUAUGAAUAAUAGUAAUACAAAUAAUAAUGUUAAUUGCACAAGUAAUGCACAAUCGCAAGUACAGCAAAAACAACAACAGCAACAACAACAACAAGAUCAACAAGAACAACAACAACAAUCAAAAUCCCAACAACAACAAUCAAGUAAUGCACAUAGAUCAAAUAGACGUUUAGGAAGGCAUGAAAGCCGAUAUACAAGUGAAGUACGACAGGAAGCUGUUCAACAGGCUUUGGCAGCAUUAAAAAAUCGACCAAAACCAAGUUUACCGAUGCCAUCAAAACGUAGUUCUGUAUUGAAUCGAAGUCCAGAUCGUGAUCGCGACGAUACAGAUUCAACUACAGAUGACGAAUCAAUACCUGAAGAACGAAUAUCAACACCUGAUCGUGAAUACAAUUAUCCGCGUGAUCAUAUAUCAAAUUCAAGAGAACAAAUUAAACCGCCAAUACGUGAUUCAUCUGUUGGUGGAGGAGGUGGUGGUGGCGGUAAUAUUGGUGGGCAACAUCAUAAAAAUUUUUCAGAUCGGAGGCCUCCUCAAAAUUUACCUCCUCCACCUCAUUCCGAUACAUCAAGUGCAGGAUCACCACCAGCUGUACAUAGGAAAAAUAAUUAUGAAUUUACCGAUAUAUCUGAAUUCCAAAGACCAUAUGUUGCACCAGAUAUAACACAAUUUAAUAAUACAAGAAGGGGUGCAGAUCGUGUAACACGUUAUGUAAAUAUAUCUGGUCAAGAACCUGGUGAUACAGGUACUGCAGGACGAUGGAAAGUUUCAGCAAAAAUUCAACAACUUUUGAAUACAUUAAAACGACCUAAACGUAGACCACUGCCAGAAUUUUAUGAAGAUAAUGAUAUUGAAUUAGAAAUUGCAGCAAAUCCAAAAGAUCCGAAUGCACCAAAACCUGAAGGUAAUACAAUGUCUCGAGUACAAGGUGAACAAUUAACAGUAGCUGCCGGUUUACCAAGAAAUUUAGAAACAGCAUUACAAAGAUUUGGUACGAAUUCAUUCAAAUCACCUGUAGCUACAGUUCUUGAUCCAAAUGGUAAAUUGACAACAAUGCUAACAUACGGAAAAUUAUUAUCAAGGGCACAAAAAAUUGCCUAUGCUCUGACGACAAAAGUUUUUAGCAAAGGUCCAGAACAAAUUACUUUAAAACCUGGUGAUCGAGUAGCAUUAGUUUAUCCAAAUAGUGAUCCUUUAAAUUUCUUGACUGCCUGGUAUGGUUGCAUGUUUAGAGGGCUUGUCCCUCUUCCAAUUGAACUACCGUUAUCUAGCUCAGAUACACCGCCACAACAAAUUGGAUUUUUAUUAAGUUCUUGCGGAAUUAGUGUAGCCUUAACAUCUGAAGCGUGCCUAAAAGGUUUACCCAAAUCAUCAACCGGAGAAAUAGCCAAAUUAAAAGGUUGGCCGCGAUUGCACUGGUUUGUCACUGAACAUUUACCAAAACCACCUAAAGAUUUCAAUGUAGGAAAUGUUCGAAUUGAAGAAAGUUCUUUAGCUUAUAUCGAAUAUGCCACUGAUAAAGAGGGAAGUGUAAUGGGUGUUACCGUAACACGUCAGGCAAUGAUGAAUCAUUGCCGUGCUUUAACAAUGGCAUGCCAUUAUACUGAAGGUGAAACCAUUGUUUGCGUGUUGGAUUUCAAACGCGAGGUUGGAUUAUGGCAUGCUAUAUUAACGUCAGUUUUGAAUGGCAUGCAUGUUGUGUUUAUACCUUAUGCGUUGAUGAAAUUACGUCCAUCAUCGUGGAUGCAACUAAUCACGAAAUAUAGAGCUUCUUGCUGUUUAGUCAAAAGCCGUGAUUUACAUUGGGGCUUGCUUGCAACAAAAGAUCAUAAGGAUAUUUCAUUAUCUUCAUUAAGAAUGUUAUUAGUAGCAGAUGGUGCUAAUCCGUGGUCACUUUCAUCAUGCGAUCAAUUUUUAAGCGUAUUUCAAACUAAAGGAUUGCGGGCCGAUGCAAUAUGUCCAUGCGCUAGUAGUUGUGAAGUUUUUACAGUAUCAUUACGCCGACCUGGACGUGCUUCUGGUGGAUUUGUGCAAUCAGCAACUGGACGGGGGGUACUUUCAAUGGCAGCUCUUUCACAUGGUGUGGUACGCGUGGAUAGCGAAGAUUCAUUAACAUCAUUAACUUUACAAGACUGUGGACAAGUAAUGCCAGCUGCUCAAAUGGUUGUUGUACGAUCAGAUGGGCCUCCAGUAUUAUGCAAGACGGAUCAAGUGGGUGAAAUAUGUGUAACUAGUGGUGCAACUGGCACCUCUUAUUUCGGACUUGAAGGUUUAACCAAUUCAACUUUUAAAAUUCAGCCUUUGUUAGAAGACCCAGAUACGAAAGAUCCAGCUAAUACCGGAAAAACAUUGGGCGAUGAAUAUUAUGUCCGUUCAGGGCUAUUAGGAUUUUUAGGUCCCGGCGGUUUAGUAUUUGUUUGUGGAUCACGUGAUGGUCUAAUGACAGUGACUGGUCGUAAACAUAAUGCUGAUGAUAUUAUAGCAACUGUUUUAGCUGUUGAGCCAAUGCGUUUUAUUUAUAGAGGACGUAUUGCUGUAUUUAGUAUUAAAGUACUUCGGGAUGAAAGAGUCUGUGUUAUUGCGGAACAAAGACCAGAUUGUUCAGAGGAAGAAAGUUUUCAGUGGAUGUCAAGAGUUUUACAAGCUGUCGAUUCAAUUCAUCAAGUUGGCAUUUAUUGUUUAGCUUUAGUCCCGCCAAAUCAUUUGCCAAAAACUCCACUAGGUGGAAUACAUUUAUGUGAAGCUAGAAGACGCUUUUUAGAAGGUUCUCUACAUCCGGCUAAUGUAUUAAUGUGUCCCCACACAUGUGUUACUAAUUUACCUAAACCAAGGGAAAUUCAUCAAGGAGUGCAACCACCAACUACAGUUAGUAGUAGCUCAUCUGGAUGUGGUAUUACAGACACUUCAGUUGGACCAGCUUCAGUAAUGGUUGGAAAUUUGGUGCAAGGAAAUCGUUUGGCUGUCGCCCAAGGUCGUGAUAUCGGUCUAUCAGAAGAUAGUGAAAGAAAACAUCAAUUAAUUACUGGAGUUUUAAGAUGGCGUGCUAAUACAUCACCUGAUCAUGUACUUUAUACACUACUGAACUCAAAAGGUACUGUCGCAAAAACACUUACUUGCUCGGAAUUACAUAAAAGAGCAGAAAAAAUUGCAGCUCUUCUACAAGAAAGAGGAAAAGUUGAACCUGGAGAUCAUGUCGCUCUAAUCUUCCCACCGGGACUAGAUUUAAUAUGUGCAUUCUAUGGCUGUUUAUAUUUAGGUGCUGUACCAAUUACAAUACGACCACCACAUCCGCAAAAUUUAAUAACAACACUACCAACAGUUCGAAUGAUUGUUGAUGUUUCAAAGAGUGGUAUCGUCUUGUCAAUUCAAUCAAUUAUCAAACUAUUAAAAUCACGUGAGGCAGCUGCAUCAAUUGAUCCAAAAAGUUGGCCACCUAUAUUAGAUAUAGAUGACAAUCCAAAGAGAAAAUUAGCAGCAAUUGCAAAUGCAACGUUAGAUUCAACAGCAUAUUUAGACUUUAGUGUAUCAACAUGUGGUCGUUUAAGUGGAGUUAUCAUAACACAUAGGUCGUUAUCAAGUUUGUGCGCUAGUUUAAAACUUGCCUGCGAAUUGUAUCCUUCCCGUCAUGUUGCGUUAUGUUUAGAUCCAUAUUGUGGUUUGGGUUUUGCUAUGUGGACUUUAAUUAGUGUUUAUAGUGGCCAUCAUUCAAUAUUAAUUGCACCAUAUGAAGUAGAAGCAAAUCCAAGUUUAUGGUUAGCGACGUUAUCACAAUACCGAGUUAGAGAUACUUUUUGUUCUUAUGGUGUUAUUGAACUAUGUACAAAAGCAUUAAGUAAUUCGAUACAAGCUCUUAAACAACGUAAUAUUGAUUUAAGAUGUGUACGGACAUGUGUUGUUGUUGCCGAAGAGAGACCUAGAGUUCAAUUGACACAACAGUUUUGUAAAUUAUUCCAAGCAUUAGGUUUAAAUACACGAUGUGUUUCAACAUCGUUUGGUUGUCGUGUUAAUCCAGCAAUAUGCGUUCAAGGAGCUAGUUCAGCUGAAAGUGCUCAAGUGUAUGUCGAUUUAAGAGCAUUGCGUAAUAAUCGUGUAGCACUAGUUGAACGCGGUGCUCCAAAUUCAUUAUGUCUAAUAGAAUCAGGAAAAUUAUUACCGGGCGUUAAAGUAAUUAUCGCCAAUCCAGAAACAAAAGGUCAUUGUGGAGAUUCACAUUUGGGUGAAAUUUGGGUUCAAUCACCACAUAAUGCAAAUGGUUAUUUCACAAUAUAUGGAGACGAAACUGAUUAUAAUGAUCACUUUAAUGCAAAAUUAGUAACGGGUUCAACUACUGAAGUAUACGCGAGAACGGGUUAUCUAGGAUUCUUACGUCGCACUGAAUGUUCACAGGCUGGUUCAAUAUUAGAUGAAACAACACCAAGUAUUGCAAGUCGCGAUAGUGAUAACGAAUCAAUACAUUCAAUGAAUCAAUUACAACAUAAUAUGUCAUCAAUGUCUAUUGGUGGUAGUGGCGGUACUGGUAUCGGUGGUAGCGGAAGAAUUAUAAAUGAUAAUGCUAUUCUUAGUACCGGAGUAAUUAUAGGACAAAAUUCUGAUCAAGAAUUACAUGAUGCUGUGUAUGUUGUUGGGGCAUUAGAUGAAGUAAUAUCUUUACGUGGAAUGAAUUAUCAUCCAAUUGACAUUGAAAAUUCUGUUUUAAGAUGUCAUAAAAAAAUUGCUGAAUGCGCUGUUUUUACAUGGACAAAUUUACUAGUCGUCGUUGUUGAAUUGGAUGGCAAUGAGUCAGAAGCACUUGAUUUAGUACCACUUGUUACAAAUACUGUACUUGAAGAACAUCAAUUAAUUGUUGGCGUGGUUGUUGUUGUAGAUCCCGGUGUUGUUCCAAUAAAUAGUCGUGGUGAAAAACAACGGAUGCAUUUACGUGAUGGAUUUUUGGCUGAUCAAUUAGAUCCCAUAUAUGUUGCAUAUAAUAUGUAAAAUUUUAUUGUCAUUAUUAUUAGCUUUUUAUAUAUAUAUAUAUAUAUAUAAAUACAUAAUUAUUAUUUAGUUUAUUAUUAUGAAUAAUUAAAUCAAAAAAAAAAAAAAAAGAAAAAAUACACGCGACAGUUAAACAUAAUGUAGUAGAAAAUAUUAGAAAAUAAAAAACAAAUAUAAAAACGCAACACGAUCAAUUUACAUAAUAAGGAUAAAAUAGAGGACAAAAAUUUACAAAGUAUGGAUAAAAAAGAUCGAUAAUAUUAUUUAACUUUAAAAUAAAUAAC